AUAUGUGAAUGUGUAUUGUAUUUUUUUCUGUAUGAGUUGGGCCCCAAAAUAGGAACUGUUAGUGUCUGAGUAUAUAGUUUUUAGACUUACACUAAUAAUUAAUAACUAUAUGGAACUAUCUAAAGAAACAAUCCUAAAUGAAUUGUCUUUAGCUACUGAUGUAACAAUAAUAAGCAUUGUUUACUUUUCUAUGAAUACAGGAUAACAAUUCAUAUAACAUGGAAAUGAAAAACAUACUUUCAAUUAGACGAGCAUCAUUUAAUGUGUUAAAAUCUGAGAAGGAUAUAUCUGAAAAUACCAUGGCUUUGGGAAAUCUAUCAAGAAGAAUUUCUAGUGUACUUCAUAAUCUAAAUCGGUCAGAAAAAAGUGGAAAUAUUUUUGUCCAGUUAGAUUCUAGACACCUGGCACAGAUGCAGCCAAAAGAUGAUGGCCAUAGUUCAGAAACUUUUACUAUAAAAGAACUUUACAGAUCAUCAGGAUUACAAUCUACAGAGACACUAGGGACAACAGGCUAUGCAACUAAUAGACAGCUAUCAAAAGGCUUAAAAUCAGACCAUCCAUGUUCAUUUUCUGCUGCACAAAUAAUUCAAAAGGAUUCCAAAAGCCAGCAGAUACAAGGACAGAACGGCCAAAAUUAUGGGGAAAAAGCAUCUUUUCAGAAACAAACAGCAGUAUGCUCUGGUUCAGACCAAACAUUUUCUGAAGAUUUCCAGGAAGGGCUGUCUCUUAGUCAAAAAUCUGCCAUUUUUUGUCAGUCUAUUCUUGGAAAGCCAGUAACACCAUAUAAAUCACAAGCAGUGAAGCUGAAAGAUGAACAGGACUAUUCUCAAAUAAAGUAUUCUGAUUUCUUAACUGAUUUUCAUGAUGUCAGCAAAGAACAGAUAGCCUUUCCAGAACCAUUGCAGGCAGAAAUUUUGAAAAGUGGACUUGAAGGUGGACCAUCAGAAUACGUAUGUCAGGUAGAUCCAGUCGAAAAUCUCAUAGGGCAAUUGAGGAGUGAACUAUUUUUUCUUAGAUCACAGGUGAGGCUUCUCCACUAUACCUGUAAGUUUACCUUUUGUAAUUAUUAAAGAAAAUAUAUUCAGUGACAGAUAACAGACAAUGUACAUUUUUUAUUUUCUGUGUUUCAACUUGAUUAAAGUAUAUAAGACAGUUCCAUUCCAGCACAUUUAAGGUUUCUGUAAUAAAACAUAGAAAGUUCUUUAAAUAUAAAGCCACCAGAAUCACAACUGCUUCUUAGUCAAUAUGUAGACAGCAGAAGUGUAAAAGAGUUUUUUGGUUUUUUUUUAAAUGAAAACAAGAUUAGAGAGCUUUUUAGUUCUGUGGUCAGUUUUGUUUUUUGCAGAAGUUUAACUUUUGAGAAGUUUAACUUCUCCCCCUUCCAAUCUUAUCUUUCAGACUCCCUCAUGACUGUAGUGUUCCCUCCAUUCUUAUAUUUUAGUUUCAGUUAAGCAACAAGCCACAGUAGCAUGAGGCAUAGGUGCCAACUCUAUGGGUGCUCCCAGGGUUGGAGCACCCACAGAAAAAAAUUAGUGGGUGCUUAGCACCCACCAGUAGCCAGCUCCCUGCCUCCUCCCUAGCACCUCCUGUCCACUUGUGGCCUCACCAAUCAACUCCGUCCCAGCGCCUCCCGCCCUCUGCGAUCAGCUGCUCUGUGGUGUGCAGGAGGCGCUGGGAGUGAGGGGGAGGAGCGGG
This is a messenger RNA of Chelonia mydas (Green sea turtle), 1695 nucleotides long. RefSeq lists its product as uncharacterized. The record is from RefSeq and is a predicted model, not a curated record. Bases 219 to 1070 code for a protein of 283 amino acids. The transcript has a single exon. Lineage: Eukaryota; Metazoa; Chordata; Testudines; Cheloniidae.